AUGGAGCAAAAUACAGAAAAACGUUCUAUUGCGCAAGAAGGUGACUCAAGUGUGAAAAGACGAGACACUUCCUGGUCCAAGGGUAUUGCUCAUCUUAAAUCCGAGUAUAUCGUGCCAUUGAGCCAAGGUGCACCUCAACAAACCGCCGUUUAUGAUGAAGAGAUGUCUUCCGACAGAAUGGUAGGUGAGGCGUCAGGUAAUAGCGGAACCAAUAAGAAGAACAGAGGCGGGAGAGGUAAGAAACGCGGUCAAAAUAAAAAUAGAGAUAACAGACAGGUCAAGGAACAAAAUGCCCUGUGCCCCCGUUUAAUUCGCGGAGACGUCUCCAAAUGCUCCUUUGGUGAUAGCUGUAGAUUUGUUCACGAUAUUAAACUGUAUCUUUCCACCAAAAAACCUGAAAUUGAAAGCGGCAUGUUUCUUUCAUGUCCGGUUUUCAGCUCAUUAGGGUAUUGUCCAAUGGGAUUUAAAUGUAGAUUUUUAUCAUCUCAUUUGAACAAAGAAGAAAGUACCCUAAUAUCAACAAAGGAAGUCGAUCCAGAAACGCAGACCAUCUGGUCUGUCAAGGGAGAAACCAACCACAUCUCGCCAGAAAGAAAAUUGGACCUAAUAAAAAGAAGAUUCCCUUUCACCAAAAGUAACGAAGUGUUGGAAAUUAUCGACUCCUUUCAGCAAGAGUGUAGAGAUUCUAUGAAGGCAGAGGAAGAAGGUGACUCGACACCAAAGGGAAAGGGAAAAGAUCAAGAAUUUGACAAAGAAUCCGGCCAACCAGUCGCUCCUCAGGUGGAGCAGAGAAUUAAAGAACUGUCAGAACAUAGAAUAAGACAACGUGAAGUGUAUCUAAAAUACAAGGACACUCGUUAUUUUGCACAAGAAAAGAAACCACUGGAUUUACAUCGCAAAAAAAUUAUAUCCCCAUUAACUACCGUGGGCAACUUACCAUACCGCCGUCUAAUGAGGAAGUUAGGUGCAGACGUAACAUACUCAGAAAUGGCCUUGGCCAUUCCCUUGAUUCAAGGUACCAAUUCAGAAUGGGCGUUACCCAAGGCUCAUAAGUCAGAGGUGCCCGGAUUUGGUGUUCAAGUGGCUUGCUCUAAGGCUUGGCAGGCAGCCAAAGCUGCGGAGGCACUUACAGAUUCGGUCAGUGAUAUCAGCGAAAUUAACUUGAACUCCGGCUGCCCCAUUGAUUUACUGUACAGACAAGGUUCUGGUAGCGCACUUCUUGACAACCCUGCAAGAAUGAUUCGUUGUUUAAACGCGAUGAAUUAUGUAUCAAAGGAUAUUCCUAUUACAGUCAAGAUCAGAACGGGUACAAAAGAAGGUCAUCCUAUUGCGGAAGGGUUGGUGAAGAGAUUAGUUAACGAGACUGAUGUGGCGGCAAUCACUUUACACGGUAGAUCUAGGCAACAAAGAUACACUAAAUCAGCGGACUGGGAAUACGUAAGUCAAGUAGCUGACACAUUAAGAUCUGCAGAAGCGGAUUUCAAGGAAACAGAGCAAGGUAAGGAAUCUAGAGACUCCAAGAAGAGAAUUCAAUUUGUCGGAAAUGGUGAUGUCAACAAUUUUGAAGACUGGUACCGUUAUCUGGAGGGAAAUACAAAUAUUGACAGUGUCAUGGUUGCCCGUGGUGCCCUGAUCAAGCCAUGGAUUUUUGAAGAGGUCGACUCGCAACAAUAUUUGGACAAGACAAGUACUGAAAGAUUAGAAAUCCUGAAAGAUUACGCACAAUUCUCCAUGGAACACUGGGGCACCGAUGAAUAUGGGAUUUCUCUAUGCCGUAGAUUCUUUUGUGAGUUUAUGUCCUUCUUCCAUAGGUAUGUCCCCAUGGGUAUUUGUGAGAGAUAUCCUGUUAAGCUGAACGAGAGACCACCGAAUUGGUGCGGAAGAGAUGAUCUUGAAACUUUAAUGGGUAGCACCGAUGUUAAUGACUGGAUCAAGUUGAGUGACAUGUUCUUUGGCAAGACUGAUGAAAACUUUGUGUUCGUGCCCAAGCACAAAAGUAACUCCUACACUAGCGGUGAGACUCGUAGAUAG
This is a messenger RNA of Saccharomyces kudriavzevii IFO 1802, 2031 nucleotides long. It is a transcript of the gene DUS3, whose product is annotated as tRNA dihydrouridine synthase DUS3. The record is from RefSeq and is a predicted model, not a curated record. Gene Ontology annotation, molecular function: RNA binding; flavin adenine dinucleotide binding; metal ion binding. The transcript has a single exon. NCBI's taxonomy places the organism in Eukaryota, Fungi, Ascomycota, Saccharomycetes, Saccharomycetales, Saccharomycetaceae. Gene Ontology annotation, biological process: tRNA processing. The coding region runs from base 1 to 2031 and encodes 676 amino acids.